CCCCUCCCUCGCCCCUCCCUCUCGAGUUUUGGCGGGAAGGCGCGAAGAUGGCGAUGAGCGAGGCGAGCGGAGCGGCUGCGGUGGCGGCUGCGGCGCGCACUGUGGCGGCGGCCUUCAAGAUGCACGGCCUCAUGCUCCGCAGUGAGGCACGGAAGUUCCUGAGCAAUGCCCUGGCAGGAAUGGGCUCAGUGGAGUUGGAGAACAUGCUGGAGCAGGUGGUGGACGCGGUGCAGAGACAACCACUGGCGUCCAGCAUGGUGGAGCUCGCAGUGGUGGAGGCAGCUGUGCAGGAAUGCAGAUCGUCGAGCCCAGAAGAAUCAGAGAAUGUUUUUAACAUCAUCGGUGCAUUCGAUAUCCCGAGGUUCAUCUACAACCACGAGAGGAAAAAGUUGAUACCGCUGGCGAUGACGAACCACCCUCCGCCAUGCCUCAUAGCCUCCCCUCGAGACAAAGCUGCAGUUUUCCGGGAGCGAUACGCCAUCCUGCAGCAGCGGACCCACCGGCAUGACCUCUUCACCCCUCCUGUGGUCGGAUCAGUCACAGAGGAAGGACGCAACAAGUUUCAGCUGAAAACAGUGGAGUUUCUUCAGGGCAGCACUGCCCAGUUGGGAGAGGUCAUUGUGCUGGGAAUGCUGACCCAGCUCAAAGAGGGGAAGUAUUACCUGGAAGACCCCACUGGGACUGUGCAGCUUGAUCUCAAGAAUGCCCAGUUCCACAGUGGGCUCUACACGGAGUCCUGCUUUGUGUUGGCUGAGGGUUGGUACGAGGAUGAGGUGUUUCACGUCAACGCGGUUGGCUUCCCUCCCACGGAAGCGGCAAAGAUAUCCAGGACGUACUUUGGAGAUGUGAACCUGUUUGGGGGGCCGUCGCUCACGAGUGUGAAGGCCUCGGCAGUGCUGGCCAACAUCGAGGAGCGCAAUACUGACGCCAUGUUUGUGUUCGUCUCGGACGUGUGGCUCGACCGCACGGACGUCCUUGAUCGGCUGAGGCUCAUGUUUACUGGAUACUCGGGUGCUCCACCCACUUGCUUCAUAUUCUGUGGAAACUUCAGCUCAGCUCCUUAUGGCCGCAACCAUACGUCCGUGCUUAUAGAUUCGCUGAAAUGUUUAGCCGACAUCAUUUGUGAGUUUCCCUCCAUUCUUGAAAGCAGCCGAUUCGUGUUUGUUCCAGGACCAGAGGAUCCAGGGCCCGGAGCUAUUCUGCCCAGGUCUCCGCUUGCCAAUCACAUUACGGCAGAGUUCAGAAGACGUGUGCCCUCCGCCAUCUUUGCCACAAACCCUUGCAGGCUGCAGUACUGCACACAGGAGGUGGUGAUAUUCCGAGAGGAUCUGGUAAACAAGAUGUGCCGGAACUGCGUGCGCUUUCCAAAUCCUGGCACGGAUAUCCCCACCCACUUUGUGAAGACACUGGUGAGCCAGGGCCACCUGUCAUCAUUGCCACUGUUUGUCAGCCCUGUGUUCUGGGGCUACGACUAUACCCUGUCCCUCUACCCGCUUCCUGACCUGCUCGUGUGUGCCGACAAGUACGACCCCUUCAGCAUCACCAACACCGAGUGCAUGUGCAUCAACCCGGGCUCCUUCCCUCGGAGUGAAUUCAGCUUUAAAGUUUACUACCCAUCCAGCCGGACUGUGGAGGACAGUAAACUACAAGAUAUGUAGAUGAAGCAACAAGGGAGAAGGGAGCAUCAUGAUGUGGAAACAGAAUCGCAACUCCGAAUUGCACUGCUGUCGUGUGGACCUGAGCCGUCCCUUGUCCUCAAAAAGCAGUCACUCGUUC
Lethenteron reissneri (Far Eastern brook lamprey) is the source of this 1776-nucleotide messenger RNA. RefSeq names its product DNA polymerase epsilon 2, accessory subunit (gene POLE2). Gene Ontology annotation, molecular function: DNA binding. Gene Ontology annotation, cellular component: epsilon DNA polymerase complex. The record is from RefSeq and is a predicted model, not a curated record. NCBI's taxonomy places the organism in Eukaryota, Metazoa, Chordata, Hyperoartia, Petromyzontiformes, Petromyzontidae. Gene Ontology annotation, biological process: error-prone translesion synthesis; DNA-templated DNA replication.